AUGGUGAAAAUGAAUAAUGAAAGCAAUCUCCAGGUGAACUUCUCGAAACGCCGCUCUGGCCUCUUCAAAAAGGCCAGCGAACUUUGCACUCUCUGCGGUGCUGAAGUCGCCCUGGUGGUCUUCUCCCCCGGCAAAAAGGUCUUCUCUUUUGGCCACCCUUGUGUUGAGACGGUCAUCGACCGUUAUCUCACCCAAUCCACCCCUCCGGUCUCCGGCACCCAUCAACUCAUUGAGGCUCACCGCAAUGCCACCGUUCGCGAGCUCAACAUGCAACUCACCCAAGUGAUGAGUGAGUUGGAGGUGGAGAAGAAGCGUGGUGAAGAGUUGAAUCAGAUACGGAAGGCGACUCAGGUGCAGUGCUGGUGGGCGAAUCCGGUGAAUGAGCUAAGUAUGCCGCAGCUUCAGCAGUUGAAGGCGGCGUUGGAGGACCUGAAGAAGAAAGUGACAUAA
Mangifera indica (mango) is the source of this 450-nucleotide messenger RNA. Its product is annotated as agamous-like MADS-box protein AGL62. The record is from RefSeq and is a predicted model, not a curated record. NCBI's taxonomy places the organism in Eukaryota, Viridiplantae, Streptophyta, Magnoliopsida, Sapindales, Anacardiaceae. The transcript has 2 exons. Gene Ontology annotation, molecular function: DNA-binding transcription factor activity, RNA polymerase II-specific; protein dimerization activity; RNA polymerase II cis-regulatory region sequence-specific DNA binding. Bases 1 to 450 code for a protein of 149 amino acids. Gene Ontology annotation, biological process: regulation of transcription by RNA polymerase II.